CCAAAUUAUUAAGCAUAUUAAAAGAAAGUUUCAUACAAUGAAGUCGCAAUUAGAUGGUUCUGCGAAAUUGGGGAAAACUGGCACUUAGGGUUCGUUGGUUGGGUUUCGGAUUACAUUUGGUGAGCAUAGAUUUUUCGUUGGAAAUUGGGGUUCCUUGCAUAAGAUUGUUGGAAGUUAGGGUUUAGGGCCAUAAUAUGACANUGAUCAAUCGGUGGUUUUGACUUGAAGCAGGUAAUUUUUGGCGGUGUAGCACGUGGAAGUGAGUUUCGNGAAGGUCGUUGCAUAAUAACGUGGAAGAGAGUUUCGCGAAGGUCGUUGGGCGUCUAGCACGUGUCCAGGAUAUAUACUGUUAUAGUGUAUUACAUGGAGGAUCAUUUUGAAGUAGUUUUCCACCAUGGAGGUCAGUUCAAAAAGGAUGGUCCACUUAGGUAUGAGGGGGAAAGUACAAGUNUGGCUUUUGACCCCGACGUGUGGAGUUACUUCAUUAUAGUGAGCGUAGUAAAAGGACUUGGAUAUAAUGGCUUUAAGGAGUUGUGGUAUUCUGUGGGGGGAUGUUCUGUGUUAGAUGAUAAGUUAGAGGCUUUGACGNAUGAUAGAGGAGCCUUGCACAUGAUGAACUUAGCUAGGCUAAAUGGGCAAGUGCAUUUAUUUGUUGUUCACUUAGUGUCUGAACCUGAGGUCAUACAUUUCAUAGAAAAUGUUCCACAUAAUAUUGGUGAAGAAGAAGUUGAACCUGUGAUGCAUGUUAGUAAUGAGGAUGGUGGCUGUGAGGAAGGUCAUGAAGAGUGUCAGGAGGUAGGUGAUGGUGAGUGUGAAGUUCCUGUUUCNGAAGGUAAAAUGGAUGCUGAUGUUGUACAUGUCGAAAUAGAAGUUGAAUGUGAUGUGGGUGAGUCUGAAAGAGAUGAUGUUGUACAAGGUCAAAUUGAAACCGAAUGUCAUGUUAGUGAGUCUGAAAAAGAUGAUGAUGUAUGUGAUGGUGAUGUUCGUAGUUGGAGUUCUAGUGGUGAGGAUGACAAUGUUCAUUGCAAUGUGGAUGUUCCUAGUAUGGAUGACCUNGUUGACUGUGAUAUCCAAGAAGAGGUUGGGCAUGGAGUUNNGAAUUCUUUUGGUGAAAUUGAAGUUGAUGUGGAAGAUGAUGCACCAUCAUGGACUCCCAUUUCCGAUAGUGAUGAAGAUGUUGGUAUAAAUAUUGAGAAGGAUAGAGGUCUGUCUGAUGAUAAUUGGGAAUCAGAAGAAUUGCUUAGUGGAGGAGAAAGUGAUGAAGAAGAUGAUGACCAAGAAAGUUAUGGAAAAUUUGUAACAUUUAGUAUGCCUAAAACAAUGGUGGAUUACAAGUGGGAUUUGGGCACUUAUUUUGCUAACAAGCAAGAUAUUCUGGAUGCCAUAAAAACAUAUGCAGUAGAAAAUGGGAGAAAUUUAUCAUAUGUUAAAAAUGAUAAGAAGAGAAUUAGAGUGAAGUGUAUGGGUGCUAAAGGAAAGUGCCCCUGGAUGGCAUAUUGUGGUUAUAUGAAUGNAGUACGAACGUGGCAAUUAAGGACUAUUGUUGACAACCACACUUGUAGUAGAGAGCACAAAGUCAAAUUAAUGAAUUCAAAAUGGCUAAGUAAGANGUUGGAGAAAACCGUGAGAGAAAAUCCCAAAGUCAAGGUAGGGGAAAUUCGUGACAAAAUAAGUAGAAAGUGGAAUGUUGGUGUAUCUAGAUCCAUGGCUUUUAGAGCAAAGUCCAUUGCUUCAGACCAUGUAGAUGGGUCUUUCAAAGAACAAUAUAAAAGGAUCUAUGAUUAUGCAAAUGAGCUCUUAGCUCGUAAUCCUGGAUCCACAGUGAAGGUGGAAGUAGAUGGCCAUAUUUUCAAGAGAAUCUAUGUUUGUCUUAAGGCCUGCAAGGACAGUUUUGUUUUCUGNAGGCCAAUUAUAGGGCUGGAUGGAGCUUUUUUAAAAGGUAAAUAUGGUGGUGAAUUGCUAACUGCUAUUGCAAGAGACGCAAAUGACCAGAUGCUACNUGUAGCACAUGCCAUUGUCGAAGUAGAGAAUAAGGAAACUUGGAAAUGGUUUCUAGAACUUCUUGUUGAAGACAUUGGUGUUUCACUGACAUUCAUAUCAGAUCAACAAAAGGGCUUAAUGCAAGCUUUUCAAGAGGUGCUUCCUAGAGUUGAUCAAAGGUUUUGUGUUAGGCACCUUUANGCAAAUUUCANAAAAAAAUUNCCUGGAAAGCAGCUAAAGCGGAUGAUGUGGAAGGCAGCGACANCAACUCAUCCACAAGCAUGGGAAACCGAAAUGAAAAGAAUAAAGGAAGUGAACCUUGAAGCAUUCCAAUACCUUAUAAAAAUUCCUCCCAGACACUGGUCACGAUCAUGGUUUACCACGACUUCAAAGUGUGAUACUUUGGUAAACAACAUGUCAGAGGCAUUCAAUAGUGUGUUGGUCCAUACAAGGUCAAAGCCAAUCAUAACCAUGUUGGAGGAGAUCNGCCUUUACUUGAUGAACAAAUGGGCAAAAAACCGAACCAAAAGUCAAUCAAUGUCUGGAUCCAUUUGUCCUAAAAUCAAGAGUAGACUGAAUAAGGAGUCCCAGCUUACCAAAUAUUGGAUUCCUANCUGGUCAGGACUGAAGCUAUUUGAAGUUNGUCAUAUUUCACAAGCUGGGGACAAAUUUAUAGUUGAUAUAGACAAAUUUGAAUGCACAUGCAGGAAAUGGGCUAUCUCGGGCAUUCCAUGUUGUCAUGCAUUGGCUGCUAUGAAGUUUUUGAAUUUGGAUGCAGAGGAAUUCAUCCCAGUUUGUUUUCGGAAGUCCACUUAUGAAGAAAUGUACUCUUCCGUUGUCUAUCCACUUAAUGGUGAGAAUAUGUGGCAGAUCACCCCAUAUAAUGAAGUGCUCCCUCCAAAAAAGAGAACAUUGCCAGGGAGGCCCAAGAAGAAAAGAAGAUUGCAGGAAUGGGAGUUAGUCAGGGAUGAAACAAGAAUGAGGAAAGGUGGUAUACAUAAAAGAUGUGGCAUUUGUAAGGAGCUGGGUCACAACAGAACAUCUUGCCAGAAAUCAACCCAAACUGGUGAAGUCAAUCCUGACCAAACUCAACAAAGCAACCCAACAAAUGAAGAAACCAUACCAUCAUCAAAUCAGCCUUAA
Molecule: messenger RNA, 3123 nt
Organism: Vigna radiata var. radiata (mung bean)
Lineage: Eukaryota; Viridiplantae; Streptophyta; Magnoliopsida; Fabales; Fabaceae
Exons: 5
Coding region: 364-3123 (919 amino acids)
Biological process (GO): DNA transposition
Molecular function (GO): DNA binding; transposase activity; zinc ion binding
Source: RefSeq, a predicted model, not a curated record